Temnothorax curvispinosus is the source of this 6862-nucleotide messenger RNA. RefSeq lists its product as uncharacterized. The coding region runs from base 182 to 4753 and encodes 1523 amino acids. The transcript is spliced from 4 exons. Lineage: Eukaryota; Metazoa; Arthropoda; Insecta; Hymenoptera; Formicidae. The record is from RefSeq and is a predicted model, not a curated record.
GUUAUAACGAACGCCGCCGCGUGUACCGCGUGUACCACGCGCGUGUCGUGCGUACCGUCUCCUCGAUUUCGCUCUUCCGCCUCUGUUGUUCCUGAGCAAAUCUCUCGAUCUGGGAACGAUUUAGGACAAAUCUGAGAACGUCGCAAAGAAGAAGGCGUCCAAUCGAGGCGGCGCUGCCGAAAUGUCGGGAAUAGAAGAUUCGCAGAACGAGGAGCAGGAUGACACUCAAAAUGAGACCCCGGAAACAGCGGAAGUCAGCAAUGAGGCAGCGAGCACGAUAGAAGAAUCAGAUAGCUCGGAGCUAUCGGAAAAAUCAUCUACGAAGGAGUCGGAGGAGGAACGAGAGGAAGUUGAGGAAAAGGAACGGGAAGAAGUAACGGAAAAAGAACGGGAGGAAAUUAAGGAGACAGAAGCGAAAGAGACGCCGAAUCGCGAAGAAACGCAAGAAGAAGAAGAAGAAGAAGAAACGCCAGCGUCAGCAGAGCUGGCGACCGUCACGAGGAGCGCGUCGUCGGACGACGGCGUGCCGGUGUCGGGGGUAGCCGCGAGGCAGGCGGAACCGGGCGUAGGGGUGCCACUGGCAACCACCGUCGACGACAGCACCGGAGACGGACAGCAGCGUCGCGUCAGCGGCGGUCCCAGUGCGGCAGUCGGUGAGUGGAAUUCAUUGCCGGUACUGGUAGAACGUCUGCGCGAGGCGCUCGAACUGUCCCUGGCAGCGGGUUGCCGGCGAGGCGGCGACGAGCCGACGGCGACGUCGCUCGUCGUGCCCGGCAACGGGAUCGGCGACCGGUCCUGCGCGCGCCGUUCUAUGGAACAGGCGUUACUCGGCAGCGACCACGAUUGCAACCACGACGCGCCCGUGUCGAGGAAGGACGAGCUCAAGUUCCUGGAGGAUCUGCUGCUGUUGGACAUCCAGACCGCGCUCUCCCGUUUGCGCGAGACGCUCGAGCGUACGGACGUCGCGACGCUCGCGAAGCACGGCGGCGUGUCGGAUCCCACGAGUAAGCUACAUCUCCUGCGACUGGUCUCGAGCUUGCUGUCGCGGCUGCAGGUGCCGGCGGAAGAGAGAGAAUCGGGUAGCAACGAAGGCGGCAAGACGACCGACGUCGCGGCGCAGGGCGGCGGUGCGCCGCCCGGACGAAGACGGCGACCCGUCCGACACACCAUCGGCGUCUCCGCCGAGGAGAUCGCACGCGCGAGAAGGCAGCUGGAGCAGAGCAGCGCGGACCUGGCGAGAUUGAACGAUCAGGUGUUUCCGGCUGAACGACCUGAACCGCUGCUGGCCGCGUCGCGUAACGUGACGAGCGGCGAGAGGCCGCAUGUGGAGGAAAUCCACGACAAAUACACGAAGGACGUGAUUAAUCAGCGUCAGUCGUUGCGCGACAGGAAUAAGGACACCGGUGCGUAUCGGCCGCUGAUCCCGCCGCAGAUUGGUUACGCGGAUCGACCGGCGAUCACACCCAGAACGGCGGAUGAGACGAGUACGCGUCAGACCCGACGGGACGGUGUUAACGGUUACCAGGAGAAGGUGAGCGACGACGAGGAAACCGCGAUCAAGAGGGCAAGCGAGGAGCAGAGUCAGGUGACGAAACUCGCGGCGGCGCUUCGACAACGCGCGGAGCUGAUCAGCGCCGGCAAGUGCAACAACAACGGCAGCAACAAGUUCGCGGCGAAGAAGUCGAAGAUCAAGCGCGCCAAUACCAUCGACAUACCGAGCUACUUGAAGUUACAGGCCGAUAGUCUCGGCUACGACAAUCCCGGCUGCGUGGUUCUGCGACGGCCCAUCAACGUGGGUGAUAAAAUCGCCGCGAACGCGUCUAAUCUCGGCGUUCCGUCGUUCCAGCCUAGAACGGAGAAUGAUAAGAAGUUCCUGGCGUUGAUCAGCCGGAACAACGAAUCGCAAGCGUACAACGCCGCGCCCGCCUUUGUCAAACCCUUCGGCCACACCAAGGCGACGGAUAUGUCGCAGACGAACGAAAAUUGGAACAGUCGGUUCUCGAACAUCAAGACCGCUUUCGAUAAGUCCUCGUCCGCGAACGAUACCGACAAGUUGUCACCAAGAUUGCAAAAUGUCGCGAAACGCUUCAUCCCGGAUAUGCCCCAAACGUCUCCUCAAGUUCCGGCGAGUAAGAAGACGCCGACUGGGGGCGGCGCGGCACACAACGGCUUCCCGUUCGCAAACGCAAACGUGCCGCAGCCGGACGCGGGCUUCAGACACGCGCCUUCGUCGCUGUUUCGAAAGAUCGAGAAGCCACAAACGCCGAAGUCCCCGCCAGGCCAUCACUGGCAGAGGGACAACGCGCCACCAUCUGGAAAUUCCUUACGUGAAAAAGCCAGGAUGUUUGACCGAGAUAGCAACCAAUCCCAACCGUCGUCGUUCAACGUAAACGAGAAUACCCAGAAAUCUCUCUUCCCUCGACCGCCGUGGAUCGAGCACGAUAGAAACGAAGGCAAAUCGAACAAGAUGGUCACCGAGAACGGACGGCUCGAUUAUCGGCUGUUCUGCAAGCAGUUCGCGCCCUUCAUCGGCAAGAACGCUGCUCCGGAAAUCAGGAGUAUCGAAGAUCCUCGCAGGCACAACGAACACUCGAACGCGCAUCGCAAGAACUUGGCACCGUUAAACGAGAAGCUCGGCGUGGUAGACGGGAAGAUUUCCUUCAGGAUGUUCCCCGAGAAAGGACCGCAGGUUCAGUAUCGUCCGAGCGAGCCGCAUCGCGCGGUUGAGAAACCAGUUCGGGACAAAUUUGAUCACAAUUUUGUCCGCAGCGAGAAGGAUGUGUUUAAACCGUUAGCCACGGUGCGCAAUGAUAAGGACUCGUCUGGAACUACGUUCGCGGGGAACGCACCGAUCGAUGUGAUGCUGAAAGGUAGCUCGUCCGUGGCCGUACAGACGGGUGUCAACGACGACAGUCAUCCUGAAGAGGCACGCGUGUUUCAAGUGGUUCCUAGGGUCGCAAAGGGGCUGCCGUCCGCGUACAAUAACGUGUCUGUUCAAACCCAUAACGAGCCGGAAGUGGAAGUCAAAGAACACUGGAUAACUCCUCAAUACAAUGACGUCGUUCCGACAUCAGACUUGAUUUAUCAUCCUGCCGCGGAUCCGAGCCAUUUCGUUCUGGACCACAAUCGGAAUUAUGCCGUAACGACUGAUAUCACUUCGAGAAACGAAGUUCUGCCCCUAGCGAGCAAGAACACGUGCGAUCUUGUCAAGGAAGACACCGUUUGCGUGCCGUAUUCGACGGAGAAGGCUCCUUUUCAAGCGAUAUCCGGUCAUCAGUUGCCGGAACAGCGCGACCCGAUCCUCCGAACGAGUCCGCGAUGUGAAAAUUAUUUCUCGCCUAAAUCGAUUGAUAAUCGACCUCAAAUGUAUCCGACUUACAUCCCGUGCGUUAAAUCCGACAAGGAUCCGUUCGAGGAUCGGAUGCCGAGCGUGUCGCAUGAUAUUGGCAAAGAAAAUCCUUUAUGUACAAGCGACGGCGCUUUGCCAGAGGAACAGCAUAUCCAAAAUCAGGAUAUCAGCGCGGACACCGGCGUCGUCACGCGGUAUACUUGUGCGAUCGCGACUGUCGCGUCCGCGGACGUUCCGGCGACACAACUCGAUGAAGCCAGACUGGAAUCUGGAACGUCACCAGCCUCGUCCUUGUCACCCUCGCAGCUCUGGCCGCAUCCCAAACCGACCAGUAGCGAGACCAUUACGACCGAGGACGAAAUACGUCGACACAACAUGCUACAGCAGAGCCUGGUUCGUCAGUUGCAGAACGAGCGAGCGAUACUAACCGAUCAUCAUACGUCUGUCGUCAACCAGUCUGGCAAUUUUAAUCAACCUAAUAGUUUUCAUCAAUCUAACAGUUUUAAUCAACCUCUGAGGUUCCAGCCGUCCGAAGCGCCGAAAAGACCGGAAUUGCCGAAAAGACCGGAACCGCCGAAAAGACCGGAACCGCCGAAAAGAUCGGAACCGCCGAGAAGAUUGGAAUCGCCGAGAAGAUCGGAACCAUCGAGGAAGUUGGAAUUGCCGAGGAGGUUGGAGCCGCCGAGAAGAUUAGAGCCACCAGCGGUCGUCACUGGUUUGCUGUCGGUAGCACCAUCCUCUGGAUUCAGCGCGAAGAACCGGAUCACCGCUCUGAGAGAACAGUACGAACAACCGGGCCAAUCGAAACCCAUCCAGAAGGAACGCUCGCCGAUCCCAAACGGCGCGAGCGGCGCGAUGGACUCCAGUGACGAGUAUCUCGUGUCCUGCACCAACAGGCCGUCCAGAUCCAUCGUCCUGUCAAAGUCCGAAUCGUGGCAUCAGCUGGCAAUCUCGAAAGGCCAUCACGCUCCGUCGCGCCCGGUACAGGAUAAGUUACCGCCGCAAGCCCACGCUGGCGCCGGAUCCUAUCUUCCGAAACCGCCCAAGCCGAAGUCGCCGUCGUCCUUCAAGAUGAAGAAGCAGUACGAGGCGUCUUCGUCCUCGGAUAGCGUGAAGAAGAUGGAGGACAAGAUACGCAGAUACUUCGAUAAUUCAGCGAACGACGGCACCGCGGAGACGAGGGACUCGAAAGGUAGACGUUUCUCGUCGCGCGACUCAACGAAAAAGGGCCUUGUCAGUCUAUCUAGGAGUCGCACCAUGCCGGGGAUAUGUGACGAAAGCCUGCGUCUGACCAUCCCGACGGUACCACAGAUUCCCGUGGCGAGCCUCAACAGUGCCGAAGUAGACAAGGUGUUUGAUGACAUCUUCGAGGAGGCUACCAGGACCGACGAUCUUCAUUUCUGAUCGACCGAUCCUCAUCGUGUUGUAUAGUGUCGGCGCGAUGUACACUUGGGGGACUUGAUGACGGUAAAAGCGGCGUCCGUUCGGAACUUUUGCGAGAGUACUCUUUGUGUGAGAGCUGAACAUCGUGAUAAGAACACGAUUCUACGUUAAUCUCGACGUGCUACGUAAUCGGCCGACAACACGUGGAUCGUUAAACUGUGAUCUUGCCCACUUUGAUUCGCAUGGCCUGACGUCGACAACUGUCAUCCAGGACGACGCAUCGUCGCGCACAUAGCCGGUUAAUUCUAAUCAGACUGUUUACGUUAGGAGUUUGCAUACGAUUAUUGUUGGUUACUUGUUUUCAUAAGACUGUUUCUGUAAACAUUAACUGAGAAUAACUGUUCUUUGAGGUUUAACUGAUUCUCUACUUCCUUCCAAGUUGGCUUCGACUAUUCGACGUUAAUGGCAACGACCUACAGUACCUUCUUCAUAAAAGUGAAUUCAGUAUUAUCUAACUGCAUUUUAUACAAAAUGCCGUGUGUUUUAUUAGAAUCAAUGCUAUUAUUUGAUCUAUGAUUUAAUCAUCUUUCAUAGAUAAUUGAAGAGAAGCUAAAGGCACAGCUUCGUUAAUACGCUUGAGAGAUUUACAGUUUAAUUUGCUGUGUGCAAUUCUCGCGAUCUUUUUGCGAUCGCUGAGGUCGUUGUAGGUUUGAAAUUCGCGUCGAAGCUCUUUUCGUACUAAACUAUAUACUAGGAUCUAACAAAUCUGAUUAGAAGGUGCAUAUUUGAGGAAAAGAAACAUUUCGCGACGCCGUGUCUGAACACGAAGCUACAUAAGCUCUCUGCAAAGGCAACGCGUCUCGUGCAACCACGGCGGGAUUGACGCCGAUACAUGGUCUUCGUCCAUUACGAGAGACGGUAGUGCAGAUCGAUUCAACGACCAUCGUCACCGCCGCCGUUGUCCAGCGACGCAUCACUCUUCGUUCUUCUCGCUCAAGAUCGCCUCGCUCCUGGCGCGGGGAAAGUCGAGCAACGCGGAGAUCCAGUGUAACACCAGCAAGAAAUAGAGAACACCGAGCAACGCAUCGGUUAUUCCUCCGUUACUCCGCUCAACGCGCAUUACUUAUUGUUGGCCACGAGCCACAAAAUCCGCAUAUAAAACAGUCACGCGUCUUACACGCGCGACGGCUCGCGCUUACUUCCCUUUCCUCCAACUUUUUCUCUCUCAACAUUUUUUCUCCUCUUUUUUUUAUUUAUUUAUAUUUAUUCAAACCCAAGUCGCGAGCGCGACGCGCACGUUCUCGCGGACGGAGUCGCUAAGAGGACCAUGCCAAUCCCCGAAUAAAGCAGUGAGUCACAGCCCUUAUUUUUGUUGAUCCUUUUGUUGCGCAGUGGCGUAUACAGUUUUGCACUGCAGCUGCGAGUGUGUCUAUGAGUGUAAUAUCGUUAGUGUACGCGUGCCGCGCGCUGGUACAAUUGCCGAGCAUAGCGAUGCUGUGGCGGCCCGGGGAUAAAACUCAGCUCAAAAGAUCUCUCGAAAACAUCCCCCGAAAAUAUGGAAACGCUUCGAUGAGAAGCCAAAGGCGACGUUUCUCCACUUGGGAUGUAUAGCUCCACGACGCGCGAUAUUGCAAUUACAGCUGUUACAGCAAUUUAUGGUAUUUCGUGGCAUUCGCGGAACGUAUUGUCUCUAACUUUAAUCAAUCUGUUCAGAAGUUUAACGGGAUUUUCAAUAUAUUUGUUAGAAUGUGCAAUAUUGCAUAAUAAUAAUUAUAAUUAUAUGCGCACAUAAUAUUAUUCAAUAAUAUGUUACAUUUAUCAUUUUUUUUUUAUGAAGAUUGUUGAAGAAAUUAAGCAGCUUUUUGGAUGGAUGUUUUUGCACGGACGACUUGUGAUAUUGAGCUGGCAUGGGGACAAUCUUAUUGCACGCGUUUGCGAACGAAACAAUUUCUACGCGAAUUUCGCUUUGAUAUCACAUUCGAAACCGUCAUGCAAUUUUGCAAACUUGCGCGAAAGAUGUUAUUUUAAAGUUUUUGAAAACAAACUGGAGUAAAGCUCUCUAUCGAUGACAAAAGAUCUAUGUUGAAUUGUAUGUAUUAUAUAGCUAAUAGAUCGAGAGAUUGAGAUAGA